GUAAACAACUAAACAAGCAGUUGAAGUUACACAGAAGCGGUCAAUUUACACAGGAGAAAUCAAGACUUUUCCUAUUCAGCGCACUGAAAAGGGAAAUCAACAUGAGGGUGGACAGGACGGUUGAUAUACCAGUUUAUGACAUCUCACUGCUCAGGAACAUUUGGGAAGGCAGAGAGAAAAAAUACAAAAACAAGCAGAAGAAGGAACACGAGCGACUACAGAAAAGCGCUCUGGCAAAGAUCAAUCAACAAUGGCAGUAUCGCAUAGCAUGCAAGACAUUGAAGUCCAACGAGGUGGAAGUACUCCAACACUACCUGACGAGAACAGCUCUGAAUGAAAUUCAGCCCCACCAUACAGAUGCAAAUUCCAUAAUUGAGGGCAUCAAAUUCAUUUUUGAGCUGGAUGGUGAUAAAUGGAUGGAACUUCCUGAUAAUCUUCUUGAUAUGACAUACCUUCGAGAAUGGCACAUAAGAAGAACUAAAAUCUGCAAACUACCAGAGUGGAUUGUGCAGUUUCCGGACCUCUGCGUAUUGGAUAUACCCCAAAACGGAAUUGACAAGCUGCCUGUUGAAAUAGGUCAAUUAACAAAGCUGAGGGUGCUGAAAGUUAAUUACAAUAGGCUGUCCAGUAUUCCUCCAGAACUUGGUGAAUGUGAGAAUCUGGAGAGAUUGGAGCUAACUGGAAAUUAUCUUGAACAGUUGCCUUUUGAGUUAAGCAAUCUCAAGAAAGUCACACAUCUGGAUAUAGCAGAAAACCAAUUCGCCAGCAUACCCAUCUGUGCUCUUCGUAUGACAAGCCUACAAUUGUUGGAUAUGAGUAUCAACAUGUUGACGGAUUUGCCUGAGGAUAUGGACAGGUUGGAAGAAUUGGAAUCCUUGUUUGUUCAUAAGAACAACAUGUCAUAUUUGCCAAAGUGUUUGGUAAAUAUCACUACACUCAAGAUGAUUGUUGUUAGUGGAGACACAUUGAUCUGCUGGCCUUCAGGGCUUAAAGAAAAUCCUGCCAUCAAAUUCAUUAAGCUAUAUGACAACAUGGUUGAUGAAAUAAUGGAGGGGGAUGAUGAGAUAUUGGAAACAAGGCAAGACCAUCACAAAGAGUUUAUGCAGACAUACAUUGACACAGUGAAGGACAGAGAAACUGCCCCAACAUACACCACCAAAGUGUCAUUCUCAUGCUGUCUGUAAUGGAGAUUCAGAUGACCAGAAGAAAACGGACAACCAUGCUGCUGUGCAUGCAUUGCAUGUCAAUCCUCUGAACACUUGUAAACAGUGGCCGAGUUCCAGGCUGACUACAUUGCCGAUGCAUGCCAAAACUCACAUCACCUGGAUAGAUGUUUAACACAGGGGCGUAGGCAUGUAAUGCUCUUUACUUGUCAGUGUU
Oncorhynchus masou masou (cherry salmon) is the source of this 1380-nucleotide messenger RNA. It is a transcript of the gene smim22, whose product is annotated as leucine rich repeat containing 2. The record is from RefSeq and is a predicted model, not a curated record. Bases 102 to 1184 code for a protein of 360 amino acids. The transcript has 11 exons. Gene Ontology annotation, molecular function: protein binding. NCBI's taxonomy places the organism in Eukaryota, Metazoa, Chordata, Actinopteri, Salmoniformes, Salmonidae.